AUGAUACGAAUGCCAAAAAGCUCAUUCGAAUGUGAUUUUCAAAAAUUAACCGCUUUUCAUAACAUUGUAGGUUCAGAAAUUGGAAAAAUUACAAAAAUAAAAGUGUCCGAUUGCGAAGAAUCAUCUGAGAUAUGCCUUUUGAAACGUUUCACGAACGCAACUCUCGAAUUGGAAUUUGAGCUUAUUGCUGGUGAUAUUAUUAACGAGGUGCAAACGGUUGUAAAUGGAAUUCUAUUCGAUGCUGAAAUCCCCUUUCCGUUAGAAAAUCCAAAAGCUUGUUUGGAACAUGGACUUUCUUGCCCCUUGAUCAGACAUAAAAUCCACACAUUUCGCCAAAGUCUUCCCAUUAAAAUUUAUUAUCCACCGGUGAGUGUCACUGUAAAGUGGGCUAUAAAAGAUGUCAAAUCCAGCAAGACAUUGAUAUGUGUGCUUAUCCCGGCUCAGAUCACUUUGUUCUAGAUUGACAUGAAAUAUUUGAAAUCAUAAAAAACCUUUUUCAAUCCUUGUCUAAAAUGUUUUUUUUUUUUAUCACAAAAUUG
This is a messenger RNA of Contarinia nasturtii (swede midge), 539 nucleotides long. RefSeq names its product NPC intracellular cholesterol transporter 2 homolog a-like. The coding region runs from base 1 to 459 and encodes 152 amino acids. Gene Ontology annotation, biological process: sterol transport. Lineage: Eukaryota; Metazoa; Arthropoda; Insecta; Diptera; Cecidomyiidae. Gene Ontology annotation, molecular function: sterol binding. The record is from RefSeq and is a predicted model, not a curated record. The transcript has 4 exons.